GCCAUGGGAAAACUCCAAAAGAUGCUGCUUCUGUUCGUGCCACUCAUCCCAUACCUGCUGCUUGUGGAAUAUAUUAUUUUGAAGUAAAAAUUGUCAGUAAAGGAAGAGAUGGUUAUAUGGGAAUUGGGCUCUCGGCUCAAGGAGUGAACAUGAACAGACUACCAGGUUGGGAUAAACAUUCGUAUGGUUACCAUGGAGAUGAUGGGCACUCAUUUUGUUCCUCGGGAACGGGACAGCCCUAUGGUCCAACAUUUACAACUGGGGAUGUCAUUGGUUGUUGUGUAAAUCUUAUCAACAAUACCUGCUUCUACACAAAGAAUGGGCAUAGUUUGGGUAUUGCUUUUACAGACUUGCCGCCAAAUCUAUACCCCACAGUUGGACUUCAAACACCUGGAGAAGUAGUGGAUGCUAAUUUUGGACAACAUCCAUUUGUAUUUGACAUUGAAGAUUAUAUGCGCGAAUGGAGAACCAAAACGCAGGCUCAGAUUGACAGAUUCCCUAUAGGAGAUCGGGAAGGAGAAUGGCAGACGAUGAUCCAAAAAAUGGUUUCAUCUUAUUUGGUACAUCAUGGAUACUGUGCAACAGCAGAAGCAUUUGCUAGAUCUACUGACCAGACUGUACUAGAAGAAUUAGCUUCCAUUAAAAAUAGACAAAGAAUUCAGAAACUGGUGCUAGCAGGAAGAAUGGGAGAGGCCAUUGAAACAACACAGCAGUUGUAUCCAAGUCUAUUAGAAAGAAAUCCUAAUCUUUUAUUUGCUUUGAAGGUACGACAGUUUAUAGAAAUGGUCAAUGGUACAGACAGUGAAGUACGAUGUCUAGGAGGUCACAGUCCAAAAUCUCAAGAUAGCUAUCCUGUUAGUCCACGAUCAUUUAGUAGUCCUAGUAUGAGCCCCAGCCAUGGAAUGAAUAUCCAUAGUCUAUCAACGGGCAAAGGAAGUAGCACGCACUGUACUGGUUUUGAAAAUAGUUGCAGUAAUGGAGUGAUAUCAAACAAAGUUCAUCAGUCAUAUUGUCACAGUAAACAUCAGUCUACCAGUUUAAAUGUACCAGAACUCAAUAAUAUAAAUGUAACAAGAUCACAACAGAUCAACAACUAUUCCAGCAAUGAUGUAGACAUGGAAACAGAUCACUACUCUAAUGGAAUUGCAGAGACAUCAUCUAAUGGUUUUUUAAAUGGUAGUUCUAAACAUGAUCAUGAAAUGGAAGAAUGUGACACAGAAAUGGAGGUGGAUUCCAGUCAGUUAAGACGCCAACUGUGUGGUGGUAGCCAAGCAGCUAUUGAAAGAAUGAUUCACUUUGGCAGAGAAUUACAAGCUAUGAGCGAACAACUAAGAAGGGAGUGUGGCAAAAACUCAGCCAACAAGAAAAUGCUCAAAGAUGCGUUCAGUUUACUUGCAUAUUCUGAUCCGUGGAAUAGUCCAGUUGGAAAUCAGUUGGAUCCUAUUCAGAGAGAGCCUGUAUGUUCAGUUCUCAACAGUGCAAUACUAGAGACACACAAUCUACCAAAGCAACCUCCUCUUGCUCUCGCAAUGGGACAGGCUUCACAGUGUCUAGGUCUGAUGGCCCGAUCAGGAAUUGGAUCCUGUGCAUUUGCCACAGUGGAAGAUUAUCUACACUAGCUAUGCAUAUGAAGAUGUCAAAGGUGUAUAAUGUGGCAUAUAUUCAACACGAAAGUAGACCAACUCUGCCAAUUGGAGUUUGGAUUUUUUUAAUUAUGUACUAAGGACAGGUCUGUUGCUUUACAUUGCUUCCUAGUUUACAGCAUGAUGCAAAUGAUUUUCUAAAUUACUGUUAGGAGAUAUUUUCCAUCUUUAACCAGAGUUAAAUACCAUCAGUAACAUCAGAUUGAAAAACCUUUGAAUUGUUACAAACAAACCAAAAAGUUCUGCCUUCCUAGAGGGCAGAGCAAAAUAGAUAAUGUUGUGGAUGUGUUAGUACGUGGGUGAUGUAAACUUCAAGCAGGAUAAUUUGCCAACUUUCACCCUCAUUACAUAGAUCAAUCAAUGUAAUUUGCAAACUGCAUAUGUACCUGACAGUUUGGCUGUAUAGUAUUGAUGGGAAGAAAUAUUUUUAAUGUGUACUGUAAAACUUGAAAUACUCAGGAGCUGAGUGAAUAUGUUUGUUGCUACUUACAAUCUCAACCUGUUUCCUAGUGGUUUUUGUUUUAACAUGAUCGUUUCAGCUCUGUUUCCUGUUUAACUGCAAACAACUUAUUUUGUAGACUCACCUGUUUAACUGUUGUAUUAUAACAGUAUUACAUGUCAACACAGUGUGGUUAUGGCCUAUUUAUAUAAAAACCAAAUAUUUAGUCAAUUUCAGUCUUAAUUUAAUCUUUGUACACCCUGCAUUUUAAAAAGUGCUUAAAUGAGUACUCUAUUGCAAUAAAAUGUAGUGAUACCAUAAUUAAUCAGCCAUUAAAUACUUACAUAUGGUAGGAUUGCUACCUUAUUUUU
Protobothrops mucrosquamatus (brown spotted pit viper) is the source of this 2453-nucleotide messenger RNA. It is a transcript of the gene RANBP9, whose product is annotated as RAN binding protein 9. The record is from RefSeq and is a predicted model, not a curated record. Gene Ontology annotation, cellular component: cytoplasm. Gene Ontology annotation, molecular function: protein binding. Gene Ontology annotation, biological process: cytoskeleton organization; cell surface receptor signaling pathway. Lineage: Eukaryota; Metazoa; Chordata; Lepidosauria; Squamata; Viperidae. The transcript has 13 exons. Bases 117 to 1619 code for a protein of 500 amino acids.